Molecule: messenger RNA, 1354 nt
Organism: Rhipicephalus sanguineus (brown dog tick)
Lineage: Eukaryota; Metazoa; Arthropoda; Arachnida; Ixodida; Ixodidae
Product: inactive peptidyl-prolyl cis-trans isomerase FKBP6
Exons: 6
Coding region: 125-1264 (379 amino acids)
Molecular function (GO): protein binding; peptidyl-prolyl cis-trans isomerase activity
Source: RefSeq, a predicted model, not a curated record
UGCUGCAGCGUUUUCCGGCGUUGGCUUCUUGACGCUCGCUCAACUUGAGACGUGCGCUUACCUUGCGUCACGUUAAAGCACAUAUUUGAAUAGUUGCUGCUGUCAGCUUUCAUUUUCAAGACCGAUGGAGCAUUUGAGCGAGGACGGCGGCGUGCAGAAGGAGGUGGUUCGUCAAGGCACUGGCCGAUUGGUACCCGAAAAGUGUGUUGUCAUUCUGCACUACAACGCCUAUGUCAGCGAGAAUGAGAGUGAGCCAUUCGACUCAACCUGGCUGCGCAACCAACCACAGCGAUGCAGUCUUGACGAGCUGAUGGUCCCCGGUCUGGCAAUUGCAGUACGGAGUAUGCGUCGAGGAGAAGAAUGCCGUGUGGUAGUCUCGCCUAAAUACGGGUUCGGUGACAUGGGUUGCCAGCCUCGCAUCCCACCACGUGCCACUCUGGUCUACGAGUUAACACUGCUUAAUUUCAUCGAGACUGAGUUUGAUGGCGACAUGGACAGUCUGGAGCAUGACGACUACAGGCAGCUUCCCUUCGAUGUUGUGUAUGAGAUGUGCUGCCGCAAGCACCGAAAUGGGAACCGCUUCUACGAGGCUGAUGACUAUGCAAGUGCGGCACGCUGCUAUGCUGCGGCUGCUAAAGCUUUGGAGUGGACGCAGGCAGCUGUGGCUAGCAAGGAUGAGCUGCUGGUCAAGCUGUAUGCCAACCAGGCACAGUGUGCACUGCGCAUGCGCAAUGCGAAACUGGCAGUGGCCUGUGCACGGAGAGCACUGCAGCGGGACCCCAACUGUGCCAAGGCACUGUACCGGUGUGCGGUUGGGCUGCGCAUGCUCGGCGAGUUUGAGGAGGCAGCCGAGCUGCAGCGGCAAGCCUACGCGCUGGCCCCCAACUCGUCGCACAUUGGUCAUGAACUCUGUGCACUCAACAGAGGCCUCUUCAACCAAAAGCAGGAGGUCACUCAGCUCUGCCGCAACAUGAUGCGUGCGCUGGGGACCGAUGGCAGUGUCAGCGAGGAGCGCCAGGCAAACAAGAGGCGUGAGCGCUUGGUCAUCGAGCAGUCUGUGGAGCCGCUCACUCGUCUCGUGAUCCGCAAGGCAGUUGAGGCACUGGCUGCUGCGCCACCGGGCACCGAGCUGCCGUUUGUUGACGGCUUCAGCCGCGAGGAGUUGGCAUACGUGCGCAUGCUGUGCGACCACCUGGGCCUCCCCAUCCACGAAUUUGAUGGUGGACUCAAGGCGCUUGCAUCGGGAAGUGGGUGCACUUGCUGAAAUCGCUAUAACGCUGCUGGAAAUACUGAGUGAAAUAAAAGAACCAUUGCACGCAUUCACUUUAAUGUGAAACUGCGUAUUAAAGGGGCC